AUGUAUCCUGAAGGAGAAUCACCAGAUACUUCUCGGCAUUCACCAUGCUUACAAACCACGCCCAACCGGGGGCUUGAAUGCCAGAAUAAGCUACAUAAUCUGGUCAAAUCUUCCUCCUUCCAGCAUUCACAGAAGGCUAUUCGCUGUACACUGUACGAUGGGGACGCGCUGUACUUGACACCAUGGACUCCUUCGUACAGCAUUAUCACUCAAGGACCAGGCGUUCCAGUUGAGGAGCAUGUUACGCUUGGCGAUCUGGAAGAGCCUCACCCUAAAUCACCUUGGACGUCUUCUUACUCGGUGACCGUACAAGGCAACGUUGCUCAGGCCAAUGAGGGACUUGAUGACUUGGAACAGCUUCCUCCGAGUGCCACCCAGUCUGUUGCAGCGGAGGGAGUUGAAGAGCAACCUGUUCCGUUUGUAGAAGAGGCUCUCAUUUCUAGCGAGGCAUUCACUCCUGUGGAGGAAGUGUUCGAGGAGGAAAUUGAACGUGGGUCAUUCAUCGUUGAGGAUGAGAGUUUGCAAUUGGGUACUAUCGACCCUGGCGAAGAGCGCAGUAGUUCUCCCUGGACACCGUCCUACUCAGUAUCUGCAGUUGAACCAGCAUCUGCGCUUGAGGAUCAAGCAGUCGCUGAGGAUGACGAGUUUGUUGAACAUGGCUCAUUUAUCAUUGAGACCCAAUCAUCUGAUUUGGUAGAAGAUGCUCAGGUCAAAUCGGACUUGGGGCUUCUGUGA
Suillus subalutaceus is the source of this 735-nucleotide messenger RNA. RefSeq lists its product as uncharacterized. NCBI's taxonomy places the organism in Eukaryota, Fungi, Basidiomycota, Agaricomycetes, Boletales, Suillaceae. Bases 1 to 735 code for a protein of 244 amino acids. The record is from RefSeq and is a predicted model, not a curated record. The transcript has 6 exons.